Molecule: messenger RNA, 2373 nt
Organism: Rhipicephalus microplus (southern cattle tick)
Lineage: Eukaryota; Metazoa; Arthropoda; Arachnida; Ixodida; Ixodidae
Source: RefSeq, a predicted model, not a curated record
AUGGCCCAGCGAGAGUCAAUAGUGUCGGACAGCUCCAUCACUUCGACGCAAGACCGAGAAGCCACAAAGUUCACUACCUACAGGACUAAGGACCCGCUGAGCACCCCUGCAUCAUCGGAGAGCACAAUCACUCUGAUGCAAGACCGAGAAGUCGCCGCGUGCACUAACUACAGGGCCAAUGGCCCAGCGAGAGUCCGAAUAGUGUCGGACAGCUCCAUCACUUCGACGCAAGACCGAGAAGAAGCCACAACGUACACUACCUAUAGGACUAAUGGCCCGGUGAGCACCCCUGCAGCAUCGGAGAGCACCAUCACUCUGAUGCAAGACCGAGAAGCCGCCGCGUGCACUAACUACAGGGUCAAUGGCCCAGUGAGAGUACACAUAGUGUCGGACAGGUCCAUCACUUCGACGCAAGACCGAGAAGCUGCCGCGUGCACUAACUACAGGGCCAAUGGCCCAGCGAGAGUCCACAUAGUGUCGGACAGCUCCAUCGCUUGGACGCAAGACCGAGAAGCCACAAGGUACACUACCUAUAGGAGUAAUGGCCCGGUGAGCACCCCUGCAACAUCGGAGAACACCAUCACUCUGGUGCAAGACCGAGAAGCCACCACAUGCACUUUUUAUAAGACUGAUAGCCUGACCGGAGGCCCCACAGUGUCGUGGAGCACCAUUACUUCGAUGCAAGACCUAGAAGCCGCCACGGGCACUUUAUAUAGGACCAAUGGCCCGCGCCACCAGCCCAUUGAUGGAAGGGUACCAAAGGCCCCAUACUACCUUGCGUUGAAAACAAGCAAUCUGACGCAAGACCGAGAAGCCACAAAGUUCACUACCUACAGGACUAAGGACCCGCUGAGCACCCCUGCAUCAUCGGAGAGCACCAUCACUCUGAUGCAAGACCGAGAAGCCGCCGCGUGCACUCACUACAGGGCCAAUGGCCCAGCGAGAGUCCACAUAGUGUCGGACAGCUCCAUCACUUCGACGCAAGACCGAGAAGCCACAACGCACACUACCUAUAGGACUAAUGACCCGGACAGAAUUGCGUGUCUUCGGCCCGCUGGCUUAGCCUCCUUGGCCUAUGCCGGUCCUCGUGCCGCUUCUUCCAAGACUGAAUUUGGAAGUCUCACUCGUGCAGGUGGCAGUCUUGGAAGUAGUUUGAGCGGUGUAGUGGGAUCUAGCAGUGCCCCCGGAGCACUUCCCGGUCUUGGCUUUGGUAGUGGCCCUGCAGGCGUAUUCGCGGCACCCUCGCUUGGUUCACUGGGAUCGGGGUCUCUUGCAGGUUCGCCUGCCUCUUUUGGCGCAGUUUCUGGAAGUCUAGGAGGCUCUAGCGUUUCAGGUCUACCUGGAUCUUUCGGAUCUGGCGUUGGGCAUGUGGGAGGACCUGGCUCAGCAGGCUUUGGCGUUGGUCCGAGCACAGGUUUCCAUGUUCCGUCAAGCCUUGGAGGGUCCGGUAUCGGCCCCAGUUACGGCAGCUUCAAUGGCUUUUUCGGCAAGGGCCUAGGCGGUGCGGGUCUUUACGGUGGUAGUUUCUCUCCAAUCAGCAGCUAUGGCCCUGGUUAUGGUUUCAGCUAUGGACCUGCCUUUGGCCCCUCCUACGCACCUUUCUAUGGCCCGGCCUCCGGACACGUUUAUGGCCCCGGUUCCAGUUUGGGUUCCAGUUACGGCUUUGGCUCUGGUUCUGGCUAUAGCUCUGGCUCUGGCUCCACCUCCAGCUCCAGCUCUGGGUCUGGCUUAGGCGUUGGCUCUGGUUUAAGUUCUGGUUUCAGUUACAGUUUUGGCUCUGGCUUGGGUGGCAGCGCAGCCUCACUGGCCUAUGCUGGCCCCCUUUCCUCUGUUAAGGUGGAUCUUACUAGCAGUGAGAGUGUUGGAGCAGGUGUCAGUGGUGUGGCCGGACCUGGCGUAGUCUCUGGAGCAUUGCCUGGAGUUGGAGUAGCUGGUGGUUCUUCAGGAUUCCCCUCGUUAUCCUCAUCCGGUUCAUCUGUACUAGGACUUCCAAGCGCUUUUCCUGGAAGUUCUAGCUCUUCGUCUUCCGGUAGUUCGGGAUCUCUUGGAGUUAGCGUAGGACCAGCGGGAAGACCUGCCUUCCCUGGCUCUCACGGCUUCGCUCCAGUAGGAGGCUUUUAUGGUCCAGCUGGCUUCGGAGGUUAUGGGGGAUUUUACAAUAGGCCCGCUUUCUACCCUGGAUAUUACGGCUUCGGUGACUCCUUCGGCAACGGCUUCGGUCAUGAAGGCUGUUACUAUGGUGGUUUUCAUUCACACCCCAGCUUUGGCUACGGUUAUGGCUACGGCUCUGGCUUGGGCUUUGGAGGUUUCGGAGGAUACUACGGUGCCCUCUUCGGUGGUUACCAUGGUUUCCCAGGUUCACUCGAACCAUAA